This is a messenger RNA of Tarenaya hassleriana, 1746 nucleotides long. Its product is annotated as UDP-sulfoquinovose synthase, chloroplastic. NCBI's taxonomy places the organism in Eukaryota, Viridiplantae, Streptophyta, Magnoliopsida, Brassicales, Cleomaceae. Gene Ontology annotation, molecular function: UDPsulfoquinovose synthase activity. The transcript is spliced from 3 exons. The coding region runs from base 155 to 1588 and encodes 477 amino acids. Gene Ontology annotation, biological process: glycolipid biosynthetic process; sulfolipid biosynthetic process. The record is from RefSeq and is a predicted model, not a curated record.
GAUCCCUCUUUCGUCUCAAUCUCUUAAUCGUAUCCAUAAGAACGGGAAAACCUCAAGGAAACAAAGAAACCCUUAGCUUCAAGCUUCUUCUCUAACGAAAUCGAAAUCUCCCUUAGGUGCUUUUGUUUGCCGUUUUCCAGAACCGGCCAUUGAUAUGGCGCACGUGCUUUCUGCUUCGUGCCCUUCAAAUGUUUCGCUUACAAGCAGGACGUCUGCUCAGUCAUUCACUUUAGGGCAAACCCUUUGUCCUACCUUCUUCACUCCCCAAACCUCGACAUCUCCUUUCAGAGGACUGGUUUUACAAAUGAAGAAACUGAGAAGAAGUUGCACUGUCCAAGCAACUGCCUCACCUGUAAGUCAACAAGCACCACCUCAAGCAUCGACCAAUGGAUCAUCAUCGAAGCCAAAACGGGUUAUGGUCAUUGGAGGAGAUGGUUAUUGUGGCUGGGCCACCGCUCUCCACUUGUCCAACAAGAAUUACGAAGUUGCUAUUGUUGACAGCCUCGUAAGGCGUCUUUUCGACCACCAACUUGGUCUGGAUUCUUUGACACCUAUAGCUUCCAUCCACAACAGAAUCCGCCGCUGGAAAUCUUUGACAGGAAAAUCUAUCGAGCUAUACAUCGGGGACAUUUGUGAUUUUGAAUUCUUAUCUGAGGCUUUCAAGGCUUUUGAGCCCGAUGCUGUUGUCCACUUUGGGGAACAGCGAUCAGCCCCUUAUUCAAUGAUAGACCGUUCCAGGGCGAUUUUUACUCAGCACAACAACGUAAUUGGGACUCUUAAUGUCCUUUUUGCUAUUAAGGAGUACCACGAAGAGUGUCAUCUGGUAAAACUCGGGACAAUGGGCGAGUAUGGAACUCCAAAUAUCGACAUUGAAGAGGGUUAUAUAACAAUAACCCACAAUGGGAGAACCGAUACCUUACCAUAUCCCAAGCAAGCGAGCUCCUUUUAUCAUCUAAGCAAGGUUCAUGACUCUCACAACAUAGCUUUCACUUGCAAGGCAUGGGGCAUCAGGGCCACGGACCUCAACCAGGGUGUUGUCUAUGGAGUGAAAACCGAUGAGACAGAGAUGCAUGAGGAGCUACUUAACCGGUUUGACUAUGACGGUGUGUUUGGGACAGCGCUAAACCGGUUCUGUGUUCAGGCCGCUGUGGGUCACCCACUCACAGUAUAUGGCAAAGGUGGUCAGACAAGGGGCUACCUAGACAUAAGAGACACGGUUCAAUGUGUGGAGCUUGCCAUCGCUAAUCCGGCAAAACUUGGUGAAUUCAGGGUGUUCAACCAAUUCACUGAGCAAUUUUCGGUCAAUGAACUGGCUUCCCUCGUCACAAAGGCAGGCUCGAAACUUGGGCUUGAUGUGAAAACAAUAACAGUGCCAAACCCUAGAGUAGAGGCCGAAGAACAUUACUACAACGCGAAGCACACAAAGCUCAUGGAGUUGGGACUCCAGCCUCACUAUCUCUCGGAUUCCCUCUUAGAUUCAUUGCUCAAUUUUGCUGUUGAGUACAAGGAUCGGGUUGACGAAAAGCAGAUCAUGCCUAGUGUCUCCUGGAAGAAAAUCGGCGCCAAGCCAAAGACCGUUACCGUCUAAGUAUAGAUACUGAGAGUUGUUCAAAAGUCAUGUUAUAUGUAUGCCAUGUACCUUAAAGAGUGAAGAGGCUUUAUGUAGUUUGAGGAUUGAUGUAGAGAUGUUCAUGUGUAUGUGAACUUCAAAAAUAUGAGAUUGCAAUUAGUUCCUCUUAUGUUGGA